Messenger RNA from Epinephelus lanceolatus (giant grouper), 2605 nucleotides. Its product is annotated as myelin protein zero-like protein 2. Lineage: Eukaryota; Metazoa; Chordata; Actinopteri; Perciformes; Serranidae. The record is from RefSeq and is a predicted model, not a curated record. Gene Ontology annotation, cellular component: plasma membrane. Gene Ontology annotation, biological process: cell-cell adhesion.
ACGGUGACUCACGUUUUCACCACCGACGAGCACGUUCACAAAAAGGACUUUACCUUCGAUAGUCAGCGGCGACAUUUGCGUUCAGUAACUGUACAUGCCGGGACUUUCACAGAGGGAUUAAGCCACCGGAGCUGAGGCAGUAUAAAUGUUUUGUCCCAUGUGUCGGAUAUGGCUUCUGCUUCUCCUGGGAGGAUUCGUGGUGCCAGGGGUGCGGCAUGUCAGCGGAAUAGAUAUUUACACUCCAACAGAGGUGGAAGCAGUCAAUGGGACCAAUGUUAAACUGAAGUGCACUUUCAAGUCCAGUGCGCCAGUGUCGAUUCAGUCCGUCACAGUGUCCUGGAAUUUCCGACCCAUAAAUUCAGGAUCGGAGGAGUCGGUGUUUUACUACCAUGAGGUACCAUACCCUCCCAAGGAAGGGCGUUUUAAAGGCCACGCGGUGUGGUCGGGAGAUGUUACCAGAUACGAUGCUUCCAUCUCCCUGCAUGAGGUGCCUCCGACCUUUAAUGGCACCUACAUCUGCCAGGUGCGCAACCGUCCAGAUGUGCAUGGCAGAAAUGGAGAGAUCACCUUCAGAGUCGUCAACAAAGUUUCCCUCUCUGAGAUCGGCAUCUUGGCAGCGGCGGUUGGAGGCGCCUGUGCUGUCAUACUGAUCCUGCUGGGUAUCUUCGUGGCAGUGAGGGUCUGCAGGAGAAAGCACAUGGAAUUCGACCCUGAGAUGCAGCCGCGGGAACACGAGCGGAAGGACCCGACUGUGUGUUCACCUGAAGAGGCUGUUCACCUGAUGGCUGUGUCAAAGAAGAAAGAGGCUGAUAGUUCAGAUGAUGAAGAGUCUGAAGGCAGCAGUGGAGAUGAUGAUGAAGAGGAAGGCCUUGACGGUGAUGACGAUGAUGAUGAUGAUGACGACGAUGAUGAUGGUGGUGAUGAUUUAAUCGACAUACUCGAAUGAUUAGAACUAUCUUUCCUGUUUUACCAUCAGACUUUUUUGCUAUUUGUUUACAUGAUUUAAAUGUUUAGAUGAUGCGUAAUUUAUUGUACUUUUUUAGAGUUCAGUGCUUCAUGGUUUCUGAAUUACAGCAAACGUUAAGAGAGUACUCCACUGAUUUAACAUUGCACUCCUACGACACUGCUGGACUCAUGAUGUAAUUAAAAAAAGUGUCAAAUCUGAAGCAGUAGAAUCAGAAAUAUCGUCCUUUUUAUUAAACACCUUCCUUGUCCAAUGAUGGAACCCAUUGGUUAUCGGUCGGAGGACAAGAACCCUCUGGGGGCAGCUGCCAAUAUUUUAGCUAGAUCCGGUGUAGCCAGCUGUUACGUGGGCCAAGACUGUCAUAGGGUAAUCUCUAUAAACAGAUAUGUGCAUAUCAGUGCAGACCAAAAAACAACAAAAAACAUAUAUAAAGAAAAACACCAUCACACAAUAGCUGAUGAGUUCUGAGAUUGCAUUUUGGCCAAUGCAUUCUGCAUCUCCACACGGACUGUCUACCUGUCACUCAAACGUGAUUCGUUAACACUACUCGGACUACAGUGGACAACAAACGGAAACCAGAACACUUCUGAUAUCAAGAUCUUGCCCCUCUGCCUACAGAUCCUGCACACUUGUGCAGAUAUCUGUUUAUAGACAUUAUUCCAUGUCAAAGCCUGGCGCCUCCAUUACCCACAAUGCUCCUCAUCUGCCAACAGUUUGGUCAGAGAUCCGCAUGCGUAAUUGCUUGUAGCGGCUAAUGUAGCCCCGAGCUUCUAGCCGCACUCAAAAAUGAAAAGCAGGCUGCAGAGAUACGGCAACUUGUUUCUAACACCCAGGUUUUUUUCAUUUUCAAACUCAUCAAUGAAGACCCAGUUUUCAGCCCCGACUGACACUGACUCCAGUGACAUCAUGUGAGGCAGUUUAUCUGACUAAUCACAGCUCCCUCUGCAGCUACAAAAGGCUUUUAUAGCAUACAAUUGUUUCUCACAUGCAGUAGCACCCCCCCACCUGUCAGCAGAUUGAUAUGUAUAAGGGGCGGAGUUCCCCUUUAAUAUCUGUGUGUUUUAUGGAUGUAGAUUAGUGGAUGUGAGUUUGUUGUACAUGACUGCUGUUAACUUUGCUCCUUUGUGCUGAUUUGACUGGAUUUCCAUACAGCUACUGCUGAAAAUCCUUUGCCUUCGAUCAAUGUUGUUGAAUUUUCAUGUGGAAUAAAUGAAUUAUAGAUUUUUAAAGAGAAGAGCCAGCGUAAUUUGGCUCAUAGCUAAAACCACCCCUUACUAGUGCAGACAGUGUUUGUGCAACUGCGGUGUUGCCAGAGUAAAUGUUUCCUUGUUGGUUCAAUAAAACGAAACCAAAAUUUGAAUAAGAAACAGAUCAACUGCUUCACUGUGUGUCUUUGCAAAAGGGUUUGCAUGCUACUGGAAAGGAAACAGGAGAGUGAGGUGCUGUUGUGAGAUUUAUGAGUGAUAAACAAUUAAACAAUUGUUUACUACGCUGGCAAUGCUGUGCGAGUGAUUUUGUAUUUAGAUUUUGUACAUAAUGUAAAAUGAGCAGAACUUUACACUUUUUUGUAAAUUAAAGUCCUGAUAUGUCAUAUCUAUCUCUAUUUAGCAACACUGCAAUAAAGAACUGUUUUUGAAAUGA